AGAGUCAGAUGACUUGGUGAAGACGAAUCAUCAGUCCUUCCCUCUUUCUUCAAAUUGAAUCUUCUUCUGCAACCCUAGAUCGAUCUCCCUUUCUCUCUACCCAUCGAAUCACCAUGACGAAGCAGCAAGCUAACUGGUCUCCUUAUGACAACAAUGGCGGAACCUGCGUGGCAGUAGCUGGAGCAGAUUACUGUGUAAUUGCAGCAGAUACUCGCAUGUCCACUGGCUACAACAUUCUUACUCGCGAUUACUCCAAGAUCAUUAAACUAGCGGAUAAAUGUGUGAUGGCAUCGUCAGGAUUUCAGGCUGACGUGAGAGCUUUGCAAAAGGUUUUGGCAUCAAGACAUCUGAUCUACCAGCACCAGCACAAUAAGCAAAUGAGCUGUCCAGCUAUGGGCCAGCUUCUUUCGAACACACUAUACUACAAACGUUUCUUCCCCUACUAUUCGUUCAAUGUUCUAGGUGGCCUUGACAAUGAAGGGAAGGGGUGUGUCUUCACCUAUGAUGCUGUGGGAUCAUAUGAGAGGGUUGGCUACAGCUCUCAAGGUUCUGGUUCAACUCUGAUCAUGCCUUUCUUGGACAACCAACUGAAGUCUCCUAGCCCUCUGUUGCUGCCUGCUGUGGAUGCUGUUACUCCACUUUCUGAAUCAGAAGCCAUUGAUUUAGUUAAGACAUGCUUUGCUUCAGCAACAGAAAGGGAUAUAUACACUGGUGACAAACUGGAGAUAGUUGUAUUAAAUGCUGAUGGCAUUCGUAGAGAAGAAAUGGAACUGAGGAAAGACUGAUUUCUUGUGUUUCUUAUCCGAUUAUGAAUGAAUGUACUGAGAUUAAUUUACAUUAUGAUAAGAUUGGGAGUUUAAAUUAAUUUGGUUUGAAAAAGGUGUAAGUGGCUUAGAGGGGUUAUUGGGAUUCAUUGUUAGCUCCAGACUGUGGAGUGUCCUUGAGAAUCUCUCUGCAGGGCUUUCUUCCAAUGUGGAUUUUAUGUACUAUUUGUUAAGCUUUCAUCAAAAAGGAAACCUUUUGGCUCAAAUCUCUGUAGGGCAUUCGUAGAGAAGAAAUGGAACUGAGGAAAGACUGAUUUCUUGUGUUUCUUAUCCGAUUAUGAAUGAAUGUACUGAGAUUAAUUUACAUUAUGAUAAGAUUGGAAGUUUAAACUAAUUUGGUUUGAAAAAGGUGCAAGUGGCUUAGAGGGGUUAUUGGGAUUCAUUGUUAGCUCCAGACUGUGGAGUGUCCUUGAGAAUCUCUCUGCAGGGCUUUCUUCCAAUGUGGAUUUUAUGUACUAUUUGUUAAGCUUUCAUCAAAAAGGAAACCUUUUGGCUCAAAUCUCUGUAGGGCAUUCGUAGAGAAGAAAUGGAACUGAGGAAAGACUGAUUUCUUGUGUUUCUUAUCCGAUUAUGAAUGAAUGUACUGAGAUUAAUUUACAUUAUGAUAAGAUUGGAAGUUUAAACUAAUUUGGUUUGAAAAAGGUGCAAGUGGCUUAGAGGGGUUAUUGGGAUUCAUUGUUAGCUCCAGACUGUGGAGUGUCCUUGAGAAUCUCUCUGCAGGGCUUUCUUCCAAUGUGGAUUUUAUGUACUAUUUGUUAAGCUUUCAUCAAAAAGGAAACCUUUUGGCUCAAA
This is a messenger RNA of Solanum tuberosum (potato), 1616 nucleotides long. Its product is annotated as proteasome subunit beta type-1. NCBI's taxonomy places the organism in Eukaryota, Viridiplantae, Streptophyta, Magnoliopsida, Solanales, Solanaceae. The coding region runs from base 114 to 785 and encodes 223 amino acids. The transcript is spliced from 8 exons. Gene Ontology annotation, cellular component: nucleus; cytoplasm; proteasome core complex. The record is from RefSeq and is a predicted model, not a curated record.